Aspergillus brunneoviolaceus CBS 621.78 is the source of this 1809-nucleotide messenger RNA. Its product is annotated as MFS transporter. The coding region runs from base 247 to 1671 and encodes 474 amino acids. The record is from RefSeq and is a predicted model, not a curated record. The transcript has 3 exons. Gene Ontology annotation, molecular function: transmembrane transporter activity. Gene Ontology annotation, biological process: transmembrane transport. Lineage: Eukaryota; Fungi; Ascomycota; Eurotiomycetes; Eurotiales; Aspergillaceae.
CCAACUUCGACCUUCACCAACCAUCUUCAUCAGGGGACGCACGCUGAGUGUCCUACCUUAUUAUCCCCCGAGUGGGAAGUUGGGUUUCACCACUGGUUACGCGAAGGGAGGCACGUGCUGCGGUCUUUUAAAGCAGAUGGAACGCAGAUACACCUCUGGUUCACAACACACACCUUCUUACGUCGCCGACGCCUUGCAAGCAACACUAUCAACGUCGACUACGACACACCACGCAUACCUGAGGAGAUGGUACGACCAGCUAUGAAGGUGGAAGUCCACUCUGCAGUUGUCGAUUGGGAUGGCCCCGACGACCCAGCCAGACCAAUCAAUUGGCCGAGAAAGAAGAAGUGGCUGAAUAUCUUGAGUGUCUCGUUCUUGACUUUCUUGACUCCCUUGGCUUCAUCCAUCCUGGCGCCCGCCACGGGCUUAGUCCUCAAGGAGUUUCACUCCACCAACAGGACUCUUGGCUCCUUCUCAGUCUCCAUCUACCUGAUCGGCUUCGGCCUUGGCCCCCUUAUUCUUGCUCCGUUGUCGGAGAUGUAUGGUCGCCUGCGCGUUUACCAAAUCACCACGGCCAUCUUCGUUGUGUGGAACAUCGCCUGUGCUCUAGCCCCCAAUCUUGGUGCUCUCCUGGCCUUUCGGAUGCUCGCUGGCCUGUUCGGUAGCGCUCCUAUGACGUUGGGCGCGGGCACGAUCGGUGAUCUCUUUGUUCCCCAAGAAAGAGGAUUGGUCAUGGCCAUCUGGGGGGUAGGUCCGCUCAUGGGUCCGGUGCUAGGACCGAUCGCUUGUGGUUACCUCUCCGAAGCUGCAGGAUGGCGCUGGGUCCUUUGGCUGGUUGCCAUCGUGUCAGGUGUCGCGUUGGUCUUUACCCUCCUCCUCCAGUCGGAAACCUACGAGCCUGUGCUACUCCAGCGUCAAGUCAGCCGAUUGAAACAGGAAACUGGCAAUCCCAACCUCUACUCCGACAAGACUCGGAGAGUCAAUGCGAAGAACAACAUCGUUCAAUCCAUCGUCCGACCGCUGAAAAUGCUCUUCUUGUCCCCAAUAGUAGCGCUAUUCUCAAUCUAUAUUGGAAUCGUUUUCGGUUACCUCUACCUGCUUUUCACGACAAUCACCCACAUCUACGAAACCACAUAUCACUUCACCCAGGGUAACAACGGGUUGGUCUAUAUCGGGGUCGGGGUGGGUGCUGCCAUUGGGAUGGCAAUUUUCGGCGCAUUGUCCGACAAGACCCAGAUUCGACUCACGGUGAAGAACAACGGUCAAUCAGAGCCUGAGUUCCGACUGCCUCUGCUGAUCCCGGGUAGCACCUUGGUGCCUAUCGGUCUGUUCUGGUACGGCUGGUCGGUCGACAGGCAUGUGCACUGGAUCAUGCCCAUCAUCGGGUUGGGCUGGAUCGGGCUGGGUAUGAUCGGAACGUUUUUGCCCAUCCAGUCAUACAUGGUUGAUGCGUUUGGCCCCUACGCAGCGUCUGCCGUGGCUGCAAACACCCUGGUCCGAUCAUUCGUCGGAGCGUUCCUGCCACUUGCAGGUCCCUCCAUGUAUGCGACGUUGGGGCUGGGAUGGGGCAACUCGUUGCUCGGGUUCAUUGCCUUGCUCAUGUUACCGGUGCCGGUCAUUUUCUAUUACUACGGCAAGAAGAUUCGAACGAAGUUCGAGGUUACCUUCUAGGGUCACCUCAACGAUCGACGAAUUGUCUGCAAAUAGCGCGUUGUAGAUCGGUGGCCUUACGAUACAUAGCUCUGAUGGAGUACAGUGAGACAAACUGGUGAUGCCUGCUGGACGGGGCCAUGUUAAGAUAAAUGACUG